AUUAGAAAGGGCCCUCCCUCCUCAAAUUUCUUACUGUACAAAAAACUUUUAGAUUACACCCACUUCUGAUGUGGAGGUGAUAACGUACUCAAAAUGAUUUCAUUCUCAGUUUUAAUAAUUUUGGUGUUUUGCAGUAGCUUGCAAUUUGUUUAUGGAGAAAAUGCUACCAUCACUGAUAAAGUAACUUUUGAAGUUACAAUUGAUGGAGAUCCAGCUGGUACAAUUGUAAUGGGCUUGUUUGGGAAAAUUGUGCCCAAAACUGUAGAUAACUUUAAAGCUUUUGCUGGAAAAGGUGUCAAGGGAUAUAAGUAUGAGGGAUCCAAGUUUCACAGAGUUAUCAAAAACUUCAUGAUACAAGGAGGAGAUGUGAUUAAUGGAGAUGGUACGGGAUCAAUCUGUAUUUAUGAUGAGCUUGAUGGGAAGUAUUUCCCUGAUGAGAACUUUGAGCUGAAACACAACUAUCCAGGAAUUCUUAGUAUGGCUAAUGCAGGUAAAGACACAAAUGGAUGUCAGUUCUUUAUCACCACUGUGAACACUCCAUGGCUAGAUGGUUACCACGUAGUCUUUGGGAAGGUUCUGGAAGGAAUGAAUGUCAUCCAGAAGAUAGAAAACUUGAAAACCAACAACGAAGAUCAGCCUCUUCAUGAUGUGGUAAUAAGCCAAUCAAAAGUUGAAGAACAUGUGUCUGUGUAAUAUUUAGCUUUUACAUCAUAUGUCCAGUGGCUGCAUUGAUAGUGAAAAUUAAAUUUUGUAUUUUUUUAAAUAUACAUUAUUAUAAGAAUUGCAUUUAAUGUUAUUAAUAGUUUGGAACUCUUAAUGACUCGUAUUUGCAGCUUUUACCGUGAAAUUGAAAAUUGUUUUAUUGAAUAUAAUACACUAUUUUUUCAUCUGAAUAAAUGUGAUUAUGUAUAUAUUUA
Limulus polyphemus (Atlantic horseshoe crab) is the source of this 917-nucleotide messenger RNA. Its product is annotated as peptidyl-prolyl cis-trans isomerase-like. The record is from RefSeq and is a predicted model, not a curated record. Lineage: Eukaryota; Metazoa; Arthropoda; Merostomata; Xiphosura; Limulidae. Gene Ontology annotation, cellular component: intracellular membrane-bounded organelle. Bases 94 to 693 code for a protein of 199 amino acids. Gene Ontology annotation, biological process: protein peptidyl-prolyl isomerization; protein folding. The transcript is spliced from 4 exons. Gene Ontology annotation, molecular function: peptidyl-prolyl cis-trans isomerase activity.